Emiliania huxleyi CCMP1516 is the source of this 357-nucleotide messenger RNA. RefSeq lists its product as hypothetical. The coding region runs from base 1 to 357 and encodes 118 amino acids. Gene Ontology annotation, molecular function: methylthioadenosine nucleosidase activity. Lineage: Eukaryota; Haptophyta; Isochrysidales; Noelaerhabdaceae. Gene Ontology annotation, biological process: nucleoside metabolic process. The transcript has 2 exons. The record is from RefSeq and is a predicted model, not a curated record.
AUGGCAGCGCAAGGCUUCUCGCCGGAUCCUCCGCGAUCACCGUGGAUGGACGCCAAGAAGACCAGCGCUGCGCCGCACGCCGCCAAACCACCACGCUGGCGCCAGCUCGCAGAGGGUUUCUCGCUGCACGCCAGAUGGUCAGCGGGCGCCGAUGGCGGCAUGGGCGCGACGAGCUCCGUGGCUGGACUGUUUGGGGUGCCGGUGCUGGCGCUGAAGACGGUGACCGACAUCGUGGAUGACGAGACGCCCAACCACGAGACCUUCAUGGCCAACCUGGCCAGCGCCUCCCAGAAGCUCCAGGACGCGAUUCCGGAGCUGCUGAAGUUUGUGCACGGAAAAGAGGCGAGCGGGCUGUGA